AUGUCUUCGAUGGUGAUUUCAUUGGCUCAUUUCUGUGACAAACAUGGCCCAAGGAUCAUAUCGGUAACACAAUCUGCAGAAAAGGGAACAUUAGGUGAAGACUUAUUAGUACCUGAUUAUCCAACAGACUCUUACUGUGAGUCAUGUCUUUUACAGUUCCCUGAAGAAUCAACGAGAUCGAUGAGAUGCUUCAUUGAAGAUGUCCCAUUCAUAACUACCCAAUACUCUUCUAUACGGUACCAAUUGCUGAAUUCCAUAAUUAAAAGAGCUUUUUCCGAAGAGACAAUGAUCUAUGAUAAUAUGCCAUUCAUAUAUUUUGAUGAUUUGCGAGGAUUGAACUUGGUGAUAGGUUUCAAACUGUAUGAUGAGAAUGCUAGGGGUAACGAGAGAAGGUAUUGCUUCAUUUUGACAGUGGAUUCCAGAAAUCACGAUGAAUCUAUGAAAAUGUUAAGUGAAAACUGGAACUUUAUUAUUGGCGGGUUCGAUAAAAUGAUCACUUACAUCAAAAGCAUUCACAAAAGUGAAUUUAUGGGGAAAAAUCAAAAGAAAGAAGAUAAACUAGAAACCUUGAAUAAUAACGCGUUUAUUGGUUCGUAUUUGCGUGCGAAUAAGUCUAAAAUCGGUCGUAAUUUAGUGUCCCUUACAAACGACAAAUUUUUGUUUGUUCGGAUACACAAGUGGAAUUCAUUUUUAUUGCAUGCGCUUAUGAAAGAAGAUAAAUGA
This is a messenger RNA of Saccharomyces eubayanus, 723 nucleotides long. RefSeq names its product Lst7p (gene LST7). Gene Ontology annotation, cellular component: cytosol. The coding region runs from base 1 to 723 and encodes 240 amino acids. NCBI's taxonomy places the organism in Eukaryota, Fungi, Ascomycota, Saccharomycetes, Saccharomycetales, Saccharomycetaceae. The transcript has a single exon. Gene Ontology annotation, molecular function: GTPase activator activity. Gene Ontology annotation, biological process: positive regulation of GTPase activity; positive regulation of TORC1 signaling. The record is from RefSeq and is a predicted model, not a curated record.